GUUUAAUUGUUUCCAUAGAAAACGAAUUCAAUUGCGUUACUGCUCAGAUAUCUUUUCGUAUAUCAAAUAAGAUUCUAUUCGUGAUGCCUAAUUUAUUGAUGUGUAUCCUUCCAUAUGAUGAACGAGUUCUCCUUGACGGAACUCAGAAACUAACCAAAAAACGAAGUAGCUAGUUUUGCUAAAUCGUUUUUUAUAAUUUCACUCUUCUCAAAACCGAUAAGCCGAUUCAUUUCACACCACUGCUAAUAAAAUUUGAGAGAAUUAAUCCACGCAGCCACAUGCUUGUGUCGCAAUCGUAAUCUUCAUUCUAACAUGAUCAAUUGAUUUUGAUCGGAUUUACAUCUUCAGUUUUCUUGUCUGAUGUCAAAACAUUUCUAGAAUAUCAGAAGAUGAUACGCUUCAACUCAUCUCGUACGCCUUCAACAUACCUGAGGAAGCAAUCAAUGAGUAUCUUCAGCUAUCUGUGGUUCAUAAUUGAUUUGAUGGUGAUGGUGGUGACUACAACUGUGAUCAUCGUUCUGUUCAUGAGAAAGAAUGAACUGCGCGAAUUUUUCAUGGGACGGUUCUAUUUGGUGUAUAUCAUUUUAUCAGUCGGCGUCUUCCUGUUCUCUCUGUCUGUAUUCGUGAAACAAAUCCGUUCGAAAUCUCUUCCUGUUUGCAUAAUGCUUGAAUUUACAGAUAUACUGUGCCAUCUUUGCGAUGUUGUCAAUCAUCACGAAUGUUUGCAGUUACUUGAUCAUGAAAGGUGUUAUUCCAGUGGCGAGUACUCAGAUAAUCUGCAUUCUGGAAUUGAUUUUCACUGGGUUGUUCAUAAUCUUCGUGGCGUUCACUUGUCUAAUACAAAUAUGAAAAGAAAUGCAGCUGAUGAGAUUAUGGAAGGUUAUGAUACAUCUGAGAAGAAUUUGAAACGUCAACGUCUGGAAAGACAACCAUUCUCUGUGAGUCAAGUGAUUUGGUUCGCCGUCGACACAGUAUGGAUGGUGUUGAUAACAGUUGCAAUAGUUAUAUCGUUGACCAUAAUAAAACAACUUUGCAAUUUCUUCAAGCAAAAUGCUUACGUGAAGUAUCUCAUUUUGCUAGGUGGUUUCAUCCCGCUGCUUCUCUUUCUAUUCGUGAAGAAGCUUCAAAUGCACUGUCUCAUUGUUCGCAUACUGCUUGGAUUAACAGUUACAAUGUGGUCUGUGUGCUUCGCUGCAUUGUUGGGACCCAUUGAUGUGAUAUCUGGAUUAGUGUCACUGGGUGUGACAAUUGUUCUGUCGGUUGUCAUGGUUGUUUUAGCUCUAAAGCUGCCACCGCUGAGUGAAAAAGGAUUGUUUAUUUCUCUGACGACACUACUUACUGUUAUGUGUUUGGUAUUCGCUGAGGCAGUUUCGAAAUUCAUUCACAAAAACUAUGAGUUGCUUGCUGUACAAGGAGUACUGUCUUGCAUCUUUGUACUCAUUAUGAUGUUUAUCUUUGUCAAUAAACGACAAUUAAUUCUGGAGCCGCUGUCAUCUCCUUGCUCAGAAACCUUUCUGGGAUUUAUCGUCUGGUGUACGAUGAUAGGCCUAUUCACUCAAGUAUUAAUCUGCUUUCCAUCAUGGAGUGCUACAACUUGUCCAGUUUGAUGAGGAUGUUUCAAAACUUCUCAGUGUUUUGGCGAUUGUUUCCAUUCACAGAUUCAAUAAACAAGCGUAUUCAUUAAACGUCUAUUCCAUACUACUUUCAGACUUCUUGUUCACUCAUGCAAAUAUCAUUUAUGCUUUUUCCCCUGCUUUAUGUGAUCCUUCGAAUCCCUGAAACACUGGGAUUCAUCAAGUAUAAGAUAAGA
Molecule: messenger RNA, 1810 nt
Organism: Trichobilharzia regenti
Lineage: Eukaryota; Metazoa; Platyhelminthes; Trematoda; Strigeidida; Schistosomatidae
Source: the annotation of a GenBank genome assembly